Messenger RNA from Loa loa (African eye worm), 1472 nucleotides. RefSeq lists its product as hypothetical. The record is from RefSeq and is a predicted model, not a curated record. The transcript has 10 exons. Bases 29 to 1192 code for a protein of 387 amino acids. NCBI's taxonomy places the organism in Eukaryota, Metazoa, Nematoda, Chromadorea, Rhabditida, Onchocercidae.
AAUUCCAGGUGUGCUAUUGUGUUAAGCUAUGCUUUCAUCGAUAUGUAAUGGAAUGAUAUGGGUUGCAUGUAAUAGUAAUAAAGCAACAAUGGGACGUUCAGAAUUUGGCUUACUACUUCCAUCGAUUUAUAACUCACAACAAUAUCGUGGACGCAAGCGUAACCUGAAACGCGCUCUUACCAAGCAAGAACGUCAGGAAAGGCGGUUGAAACGAGAAGCAAAAGAAGCAGAACGGAAAAAGUACACCUUCAUGCAAAGAAUUCAAAUCUCACGGAUGAAACAAAUGACCUCUAUUUCGGAACAAUUUCCUGGUCGCUUCAAUCCAGCGAAAGAAGCACAUUUGCCGGAUAAGCCAACCACAAAUGUUUUCAUUCGAAGUGCCUACAAAACUCAGUAUUACUCAGUUUCAGAAGCAUUACGAAUGCAUAGGGAAAUGCAACAACCAUCUAUUUACAACAAUCCGAAUGCGCGCGUUCGUUUACGAAUGGAACUGAAUAUGACAACGGAAAAGAAGACUAAAAUGGUUGCCGAUUCCGAAGAGUUGGUACCAAUUCCCUAUCCAUUCAAGCAUAACGAGAAAAGAACAAUAUUGGCAUUUGCAUAUGAGCAACAUAAUCGGGAUAUGGCCGUUGAGGCCGGUGCUGAAAUCGCACUAGGUCCUGAUGUGAUCAAAAAGAUUAUUAAAGGAAUGUUCCGAAUUGAUGAUUAUGACUUCUGCGUUGCACACACUGACAUGGCUUCCAGUAUUCUUCCCUUACGAGGGAUUUUGAGAUCACGUUUUCCAAAUAAAAUCAAUGGUGGUCUUGGUGAUAACUUUCAAGAAAUCAUUGACAAAUUCAAGAAUGGUGUAAAAUUAGCGAUUCGAGGUGAUCCAAUCAUGCCUAUUUGGGGUCUUUGUGAUACUGUCAUAGGACGGUUAUCAAUGGAUGAUAACGAAUUGGAAGCAAACAUUGUAGCUGUUAUUGAGGCUUUAUGUAAACAUCGAAAUCCUGCUCUAGGGCCAUUCAUCAACCGUGCAUUGCUCAUGGUUAUACCUGGUGAUGCUCAUUUUGCUCUUGAUGUCAACCCAUUUUUGCCGAUCCCAACAGAAAAAGAGAUCGAAAAAGUCGAAAAACGAACGAAAAAAAAGAAAGGACCAGAAGCUGAGAAGGUUGACAAUUCCGAGGCUUCAUCAUCUAUUGCUGAAGCUUAACCUUACAAUCUCCGCAAACUUUCUGUGUAGAUUUGUUUCGUUUAGUAUUCCUGAUAUAUUGCUAUCAAGACACAUAUGAUGUAUCUGCCUUUUCACUCAUAGUUUGGCCGGCCUUCCAAUUCACACUUCGUACAGCGUGAUGUGGAGCUACGAACUCAUGUCCACUUGACAAGGGAGCCUAUAAAUAUCCAAGUGCACUUGCAAAGUUUAUCCUCCUCCUUUCAUUUACAAGCCAGUGUAAGGCUCCCUGCACACAUCUGAAUAAAUUUUUUUCUCCAUA